This is a messenger RNA of Tupaia belangeri chinensis (Chinese tree shrew), 454 nucleotides long. RefSeq names its product metallothionein-1E-like. Gene Ontology annotation, cellular component: nucleus; cytoplasm. The coding region runs from base 127 to 312 and encodes 61 amino acids. The record is from RefSeq and is a predicted model, not a curated record. Gene Ontology annotation, biological process: cellular response to zinc ion; detoxification of copper ion; cellular response to cadmium ion. Gene Ontology annotation, molecular function: metal ion binding. The transcript is spliced from 3 exons. NCBI's taxonomy places the organism in Eukaryota, Metazoa, Chordata, Mammalia, Scandentia, Tupaiidae.
UUUGCGCCCGGGCCACCUUCUCUUACUAUAAAGGGAGCUGGCGGCUCCAGACUCCGGUAUGCGCCUCCCAAAGCCCGAGUGCUUCUUCGCCAGUUGCUUUGGACCUCCGACCUCCCUUCUCUCGCUAUGGAUCCCAACUGCUCCUGCGCCACUGGUAGCCCCUGCACCUGCGCUGGCUCCUGCAAAUGCAAAGAGUGCAAGUGUACCUCUUGCAAGAAGAGCUGCUGCUCCUGCUGUCCCGCCAGCUGUGCCAAGUGCGCCCAGGGCUGCAUCUGCAAAGGGGCCUCAGACAAGUGCAGCUGCUGCCCCUGAUGUGGGGACCGCCCUGCUCCCAGAUGUAAAUAGAGCCACGUGUACAAGCCUGGAUUUCUUUUUUUUUCUAUACAACUCUGACCCGUUUGCAAUAUUCCUUUUUCUACAAACUAUGUGAGUGUAAUAAAAGUUGUUGACUAGA